UCCUGGGUUUGAGACUACAGGGAGAGGAGCCAUUACAGUCAGCUCUUUUGUGGAAUCGUUUUUUUAGGAAAAUCCCUGCGUUUUAAAACACAUUCCUAUUUUUGUACUGACUACAAUGAUGGAGCCUUUUUCUGACCAGAUUGUGUUGUUCAUGCUGGCUGCAAGCUUGAUGGAGGAAGAAAGUGCAGAUGAACAUCAGGAUCCAGGUCAGCAAAUGUCUGCAUUGGGUGAGCCAGUAUUGCGGGUUUCAUUUCCACGUCCACGCCAGUAUCGCACUAGGCGUGAACUGGAGGAUCUCAGCGAGUUCGAGGUGAUACAAAAUUAUCGCUUAUCGACUCGCGACAUAUAUUCGCUGUACGCUCUGUUGGAGGCCGACUUGGAACCUCGGGCACGGUCAAAUCGUGCAAUCAGCGGUUUUCAGAAACUGCUGGGGACGUUACAUUUUUUGGCGUCAGGCACAUUCCAGCCUACACUGUCUCAAACAUGCGGUUUUUCUCAGUCGACUCUGUCGCGCUGUAUAACCCAAGUCAUUAGGGCUUUCCGCAAAUUGACGAUCCAGUACAUCACAUUUCCAGAGACGGACAGCGAAUGUCGUGAGAUCAAAUUAGGCUUUUUCAACAAAUACAAAUUUCCCAAUGUGCUGGGCGCGAUUGACUGUACCCACGUGCAGAUCAGACCGCCACGGAAUUCAGAGGAAUGUUUUCGGAACCGAAAACAGUUCCAUUCCCUGAACGUGCAGGCGGUCUGUGAUGUAAACAUGAGAUUUUUGAACAUUUUUGUGGGAUUUCCUGGAUCAUCUCACGACUCCUUCAUCCUAAGCCAGUCAUCGCUGUUUGACAAGUUCGAAACAGGAAACAUGCCUGGUGGCUGGCUGUUAGGCGAUGCGGGUUAUCCAAACAAACCGUGGCUGUUGACCCCAUUGUCUAAUCCUGUUGGUAGAGCAGAAAAACGUUACCAAGAGAAACACAUUGCAUCGAGGGGAAUAAUUGAGCGUGCCUUCGGUGUACUUAAAAGCCGGUUUCGAUGUUUAGACACUUCCGGCGGUGCUCUUUUGUACUCACCGUCGAAGGUUUGCGGCAUGGUAAAUGCAUGUUGUAUUUUACACAACAUAUGUGUCGCAAACCGUUUGCCGGUGACUCUUCGUCGUAGUGCUUUCCUACGCGGGAACCGUUAUUCUGCUCUACCGGUGGGUAUGGACGAAGGAGAGGAUUCCCGGCGGACAUUGAUCCAAAAAUUUUUUUCAGUUGCCUAGUUUUACAUCCUGUUGAUGUGUAUCCCCGGGCCGUGUUUAUACAGUUUGUUCCCCCCUGUUUUAUCCUGUAUGGUUACCGCAAAUAUUUGACCCUUUUAUCCAACUCUACCAUGGGCGACCUAAUGGUGAUGUGGACCUGACCCUCCGCCAUGUAGCAGACAACCCCCUCAGGUCCUGCAGGGGUAUCUUCCCAAGUGGCGUGGAUGUGAGGAGACACGACAUUUCACCCGAUGUUCCAUGGGAGACCCUACUGGUGAUGUGGACCUGACCCUCCGCCAUGUAGCAGACAACCCCCUCAGGUCUUCCGGUGUAUCCUUCCUAAGUGGCGUGGAUGUGAAGAGACAGUUCCCCUGAUGUUCCCUGGGCAAUCUACUUACGUACAAUUCAACUGCAUUACAAAUUUUAAUAAAAACCACAGGAAACUUCUAUUUUUAAAAGUUUAUUGAAGAAAAAAAUGUUUUAAUAAAGUUUGAAAGUUAAUUAAAACAAAAAA
Pseudophryne corroboree (corroboree frog) is the source of this 1745-nucleotide messenger RNA. Its product is annotated as putative nuclease HARBI1. The transcript has 5 exons. The record is from RefSeq and is a predicted model, not a curated record. Lineage: Eukaryota; Metazoa; Chordata; Amphibia; Anura; Myobatrachidae. Bases 116 to 1252 code for a protein of 378 amino acids.